UGUUUCUUCCCGCCCUCCAAGGGAAGCGUGGCUACUUAUUUAUGCAGCGCUCUGACCGGCUCUGAUAUCAAAAUUCAGUGAAGAUGGACGUCGCAAAGAAUAUCGCAGACGAGCUGAACCGUGGCCGUUACACCGAAAAUGUUUUGAAGUACUUCUUCGAAAAGCCGGAUGAUUAUGAACAAGCGCUUACUGAUUCUGAAGACGAUCUGAGCGACGAUGAAAGCAGCAUAAUAAGACUGAAUAAUAUCCCUAAUCUGCAACUGAGCGAAGAUGAAGACGAGGAAGAAUGUAUCGGACUGGCGUCAGACGAGUUGGACCGUAAGAUAUCAGAGGCUAUAUCGAUAGUAACAUUUGAUGGGGAUAAAGACAGAGAAAUGGUGAAAAUCCGUAACUUUGACUGUAAAUGCUGCACGAGGAGAAAAGAGAACUCUCUGCAUGGGAGACAGUCAUGUAGCCAGAAGCUUUCUCCAGAUAUUAUGUACAACAUACGGCUGGAUUCUUUAGCUGCGGAAAAAGAGUGGCAGGACAUGCGAAUUAUUGGACAUUUAGAGGCAAACAGACGCACAGUGCAAACUUCGGAGAUGGUUACAUCCACAAAGAAGACACCGACACAGAGAAAGUGUGCCCGAACGACUUAUUUCAUUGGAGGCAACGAGAUCUGCAAGAAUACUUUUCUGUUUCUUAUGGGCAUUGGCAAAGACACCCUGGCUGAUAUAGUCAAACACUAUGAGGAGAAUGGCGCAAGACCACGUUUGAGGAAGAAGCACUCACUGCCACGUCCGCCAGCCAGGUUCAUCAGGCCUGAGGAUAUCAACAGAGUUGUGGACUUCAUAAAAAACUAUGCAGAAGACAAUGCCAUCAUGCUGCCUGGCCGACAGCCUGGGCAUAAGGAUUGGCAUGUGAAGUUGCUGCCAACUCAUGUGUCCAAGGCCUCAGUGUGGCGUCUCUACGUGAAGUCUGCUAAGGAGCUUGGUGAGCGUGCAGUUUGUAAAACCAGCUUCAAAGCACUGUGGGACCGACUUCUCCCACACAUCAAAAGUUGCCGGCCACGCACAGAUCUCUGCUGGCAGUGCCAAAGCAAUAAUGAGCAGCUGAUACGAAGUGCAAACCUCCCAGAUGACAGAAAGUCUGAAGCAGUAAAGAAGCAACAAGAUCAUCUUUCCCUUGUGCAGAAAGAGAGGGCUGUGUACAAUGACAUGACUGCUGCCUGCAAAAAGAUUUGCUCUGGCUCUAACCUGUCUUUUGGACCGUCCCUACCAGCAAGCAAGAAGAUUAGGAUGCAUUACAGUUUUGAUUUUGCUCAGCAGUUACACUUUCCCUCAAACCCUCUCCAGCCAGGACCAAUGUACUUCCUGACCCCACGGAAAUGUGGCCUAUUUGGUGUUUCCUGUGAAGGGCUGCAGAAACAGGUGAAUUACCUGAUUGAUGAAGGCAUGUCAUCUACUAAGGGAAGCAAUGAAGUCAUCAGCUACAUGCAUCAUUUCUUCGGCAACUUUGGAGUUGGAGAAACAGAGGUGGAUCUUCAUUGUGACAACUGUAGUGGACAGAACAAGAACAACUUCAUGCUCUGGUACCUUGCCUGGCGGGUUGGACACAAGCUUCACGAUAAAAUUGAAAUCCACUUCCUUAUUGCUGGCCACACCAAGUUUUCCCCUGACUGUGGCUUUGGACUCAUCAAGCAAGCCUACAUGAAGACAAGAGUCAACACUUUGGCAGACAUCGCUGAGGUUGUGGAAAACAGCUCUCCUGUGAGUCACCUCAAUAUCCCACAGCUUGUUGGAACGGCAGAGGGCAAAGUUUUAGUCCAGACCUUCGACUGGCAGCAGCAUCUGACUCACCACUUCCGUAGACUCCCACAGAUCAAGAGUUAUCAGCACUUCAGCUUUGAUGCCAAGAGACCAGGUGUGGUGCUUGCAAAAACUCACUGUGAUGCACAACCUGUCGAAUAUCAGCUACUGCGCGACGGAGCAGAUCUGCCCUCUAUCGACGGUCUUUCUGUCCUGGCCCCACCUGGACUGAACAUUGACAGGCAGACCUAUCUGUAUGAAAAAAUCAGGCCAUUCUGUGCUGACGAGGCAAGAUACAUCACAUGCCCAGCGCCAAGGGUCACAACACAGAAGAGACCGCGAAUGUAAUAUCAUUGGACUGUGUCACAAAGACCUUUGUCUUAUGCUGCUAUUACCAAGUAAAAGUGGUACUUUUGGUACAUACUUGGAUUCAUACUCAUGCCCUGGAAAGUUUUUGAAAAUAAACAUACAUAGAUAC
Messenger RNA from Megalobrama amblycephala (Wuchang bream), 2265 nucleotides. RefSeq lists its product as uncharacterized. NCBI's taxonomy places the organism in Eukaryota, Metazoa, Chordata, Actinopteri, Cypriniformes, Xenocyprididae. The record is from RefSeq and is a predicted model, not a curated record. The transcript has 6 exons. The coding region runs from base 84 to 2135 and encodes 683 amino acids.